Cylas formicarius (sweet potato weevil) is the source of this 8417-nucleotide messenger RNA. RefSeq lists its product as uncharacterized. NCBI's taxonomy places the organism in Eukaryota, Metazoa, Arthropoda, Insecta, Coleoptera, Brentidae. The transcript has 10 exons. The record is from RefSeq and is a predicted model, not a curated record. Bases 295 to 2064 code for a protein of 589 amino acids.
GCUCGACGCCGCGACGCCCGUAGUCGGCACGAACACCGCGAGUCCGAAAGGCGCAUCGACUGUGUCGAUGGUAUAAAUAUACGCGCGUGCUCCAGUUUGAAAUUUAACGGAAAAAGCGAUCAUUCCCUUUCCGAACGUAGAAUCGUUUCGACUACGAAUUAGUAUGCAUUUUAAGUUUUUUUUUCGCAGUUGUGGUUUUUGAAUUGCCGACGACGAUGAACGCGCGACGCUGACCGCCUGAACGAUGCCUCACGAAUAUCAGCGGCGUCUCUAGUCAUAGUUACGUAACGCGAAAUGCUUCAUCGUAGUACGUCAUCGAGGAGGAGGCGGGCUUCCAGGAGUGCCGCUUCCUCACCUCAAACUCGCCCGUCCGGUACGCGUUCGGCGGCAACUAGCCCGGGUCGAAGGGCUAGCAUCGCGGUAUCACCGGUCGACGGUGGUCGUAGCUUGAUUGCUCCCGAAAUAAAUCGAAGCCCCAGACACAGCAUCAUACCCGACAUUUCACUGAUGGAGACCCGUGAAGAUCGACGAGGAAGUAUAGAUGAUCAGGAUAUCGUAUGUAACAGAUCACCACGUCACUCGUUGGUGCCCGAUGGAAUUCUGAGCCCGCGUGGCAGCCUCGUUCCUGACUCGCAACGGUCACCCAGACAUAGCUUAGUGCCAAACGAUUUAAGAAGUCCCCGAAAUAGUCUAGUUCCAGAUUCAGCGUUAUCGCCCAGGAACAGCUUAGUUCCAGACCAAUACAACAGAAGUCCAAGAAACAGCCUUAUCCCAGACCAAAACAGGACGCCUAGGCAUAGUCUCACGCCCGAAUCUAGUCAAUAUGGCUCUAGGUUAAAUAUUACUGAACAUAAUCGCAGUCCGCGAAAUAGUCUUCUUCCUGACGGCACCAGGACUCCGCGUCAGGUCAUAACCCCAUCCGAAUCUACAACCUGGAAUAUCGAGGAAGGCACGAGGAGCCCGCGCCAAACCAGUCCGAGAGGUAGUAUUGCUCCUGAGUCGCUAUCCCUUCGGACGAGCCCCAGAGGCAGUAUCACGGGAGAACUGAGUUCCGAACAGCAACGUAGUCCGCGGGGCAGUAUAUGCCCGGAGAAUGGUUGCGAUAGCAACCGAAGUCCCAGGGGCAGCAUCGUUACAAGAAGCAACCUCGCGUCCGAUGUCAGGAGUUCGAGGGGAAGUUUGACAUUGACAUUUCAGGAGCCUCCGUUGAGCGAACGACGAGCUAGCGCCGAUAACCAUUCAGGAUCUCGAGUUAAGACUUCGUCGCCGUCAUAUAGAUCGUCCUCAAGAGGCAACAUAAACAUGGGUUACAGCGGAAACUCGGGCCUUGACGGCAGCGGCUCCAGACGGGCAAGCAGCUCGGUUAGCCAGGUGGUGGUGCCACAGGUGUCUGGUGACGAGCAACGGAGAUUGUGCGCCGACCAGAAAUACAUUGAGGACGGCGGCCAGAGUCUAGGUUUGGGAUUGAGCUUGACGACGUACGGCUCGGUGGCCUAUCAGCUCAAGGACGCCAACCUAGAGGCGACCAGCACCUGCGACUUUGUGUGCCGGGCUCUGGGCAUUGUCAAUAAAACUGUGGUAGUCACCAUCGUUCUGGCCUGUUUGUCCUUUCUACCCCUGAUCAUGCUUAUUAUGGGUGUCCAGUUCUUGCGCGACUGCCCCAGAGAACCGAAUAUCCCGAUUUAUAUGGUGGUGGGCGGCAGCGUGGGCUGCAUCAAAAUGGGUCUGACGCUCUGGUCGCAACUUCACACCAGACGCAUGGACGCGCAGUCAUCGAACGCAACUUCCAUCGGUUCCAAAGUCGCAUCGGUCGCUCUCACCGUCCUCCUCAUCACCUGGUUCGGCCUGGGCAAUUACUGGAUACUGAGAAUAAAAUGGCCGGAUUAUGCACCGUCGUCCAUCUUCGAACCGAACAAGUGGUGUCACCGUACGCUGUACGUGUUCGCGCUGGUCCACCUGUGCAUAGUGUAUUCCCUGCUAGGGGCAGUGUUCGUGCUGGUAGUAGUGUUGGCCGGGUGUCAGAUUUUCGGGUGCCCUUGGCUCGGACCGGCCCGAUACAAAUAGCAAAGCCCGCCCGACUACUUCGAACUGUGGGACGUGCCGAGGACUUAUCAUUAACUUGCUCAAAGUGGUCCGUCGACUUAAUGGAGAGUGCGUGCUAUGCGUAUGGGGGCUCACAUCAAACGGAACAGACGUCUAAGUAGAAAAGUGUUAGCUGUGCUUAUGAUUAGGUAAUUACUGUAGCCGUAAGACGUCGCGAGAUUGCAUUUCCUCAGUUUCUUCGACCCUCUGGGUUCUUUCUUUGUUCGUUCCCAGAGCAUGUGUCCAGAAUCAAAUCAAUAUUACGUAGACCUUAUCCGAUCGUUAGCGGCAUUAGAUACUAAUCUUUAGUCAGCCCUUUCGUAUUCGAUUUUCCCAUCAUGCAAGCAGUAAAAUAAAUGAUACAUUUUUGAGGUAUAAUCUUUUCAAUUUAAAGCCACGCCAUGAAAAUGUUCUCUGCUCUUUUACUAUAGAUCGCGAACAUUGUCGCCAUGUAUGAUGUAAACGAAUGCAUGACGCUUAACGUCUUGCCCAGUUUUAGUUUGGGAGACAUUGAAUUUAUAAUAUCCUAUUUUUUUUUUGUAAGGAUUUUAUAAAACCUGUACGAACCUUAAAAUUUGUCUUCUUUUUUCUUCUCUUACAAUUCUAGGAUCACGAGCAAUAAACAUGCAAGAAAUCGCUAAUUGAACUGAGGUGACUUUUACUUGAUGGAAAUCCAUUUAUCAAAAUAAAUAAGAACUAAAAGUUCAGAUUUUCACGAAAUUAUAUAUUUUUACAUGACAAUUGUUUUAACAACACCGUGUCUUUGUCAAAUGUCAACAUUUGAUAAAAACACCACCAUGUCGUAUUGGAGGUUUUUUAUGAUAGAAGAGAACUGACAUAAGCGCGCGAGGUACCUGGCUGAGAGUCCCAAAUUCUCAAGACCAUAGAAUAGGAACACCACAUUUUUGUAUCAUAAAAUACAGGAAAUACGAAAAAAAAAACGAAAAUAUUAUUCUAGCAAUUCAAUAUUCUAUAAUUCAAUAUCAGUUCGUAUAUGAUCCACAGAACUGGUUAAAAUUACCAGGUGUGAUGUAAGUGAUGGACCCCUGCUUUGAUCGAUAUUAGCAAUCUUGUAAGCCAAGAGUUCUUUUAAGUAAUACUCCAAAAAGAAAGCUUUAGUAACAAUUGUCAUGUGAAAAUAUAUAAUUUCGUGAAAAUCUGAACUUUUAUUUCUUAUUUAUUUUGAUAAAUCACUAAGUUAAAUUAUGCCUGAUUUUUUUUCUAAAUUAAUUGGUAAUUACAAGUAUGUGCCACAAAUCGAAUUACGUUUAAAAAUUGAAGCUGGAAACUUUCCACCGUUCCAAAUUCUGGAUACUCUGCAUAUUCCCGCACUAUAUUUUGACGUUAACCCAGUCUCUAAAGACUUCGAUGUUCGAAUGUUUCACAAAUCUUGCAAAAUCCGUGUUAAUUUGAUGUGGGAUGAUGUGUCAUGAUAUUCACACUGUUAGAAUCAAUAUUCGAGAACGAGUGCAAACGCUUGUUAAGUUUUUCGACUUUAACGGUUAAAAUAAAAACGGAUGAAAACAACAGGCUCGAAGGAACGAUAAAAAAAACCGUAAGUCGGCAGCAAAUAUGGUCCCUUUGGAACCCCGUGCAAGUCGCGAUGUGCUUAUGCUCCGUUUUAAAUUGAAUUUUGCGGGAAUGUUUUAAUAUAGGCUGCAGGCAGGUUUUAUUAAAGGAAAAUGUCCCCGUAGAGAAACCAAUUUUCUUUCCAUCUUUGAAUAUUCUAGGUGGCAUCGUAUCAUUUUUAUAUGGGAACAUUUAUACAAUAUGUAUUAACAAUGUUUAGUAAAAAUUCGUUUUCCCAAAUUCGUAGAAUCUGAAAAUUAAUUUAGGUUUGGCGAUUGGAAAAUGCAUUCUUGUAUUCCUUAUGGAGAAAAAUGUUUCUAAGGAAACCAAGUUCACUAUAAAUAAUAUUGAAGUUUUUUUGCACACAUUAAAUAAAUUCACUUCGAAAGAAAUUCCAAAAACCGGUGUUUUGCGUUUCGUGCCAAUAAAAUUAUAACGUACCAAGACAAACCAAAAACUAAAUCGAGUUUGAUAAAUGAAUCGCCCAGACAAAUGAUAUAUUGUUACCUCGUUCCUCGGUUAUGGAUCCUCUGUGUAAUAUUAUAUAUAUUGCCGCCGUUGAUGGUUUUGAUCGAUGAAACCUUUGAUUGAAUGAGAUGGCUUCUUGUAUCGGACACUGCUGGGGAAAAUAACCUUGGGGAGAUGUAUUCUCGUCGGCUUUUCCCAGAGGCGACGCUUCCGUACAACACAGGGUGGUCCAGAAUUAGAUGAAAUAGAGCUAAAAAUUUUCUUGCCGACAUUUUAUAACCAUUCUAAGAUGUAGAAUUUUGGGGAUACCCUGUAUUCGUUGAUGUUCUCGGUCUCGUUUCGAAUUGUCUAAUAAAUUUCAUUAACCUACCAAACUUCAGGCGAUUAGAAGACAGCCGGAAAUGAAAGGUGUUUCUAAAGUUCCGGACGCCUUUAUAGGCUUCUGGUGUUUUCCAGCUUCCCCUAUUACGUUGCGGUUUAAGGUUUAUUUCUGCUACGUCGCAUUAGGGAAAGCAAGACCACUAUAUAUAAAUUAAUAACGUAUAUCAUAGAAUUUCUAUACAAAUCUAUAUUUUGUCAUUUUUUUAAACGAUUAUUGAGCUGCUGCUCCGUCAUACGGAAGCAGCGGGAACUUGCGAGGUCCAGCUUUAAACAUAAUGAAAAUUUAGCCAGAGAAUUCGAGUUGGGAAGUCGAAGCUAGGUGUCGGUUUAGCGUUACGUAAACAUGUUUCAUUCUUUACUGGUCUGUACGCAAAUAAACGAUAGGCGAUCUUCAUAAAUUUUGCUAUGACAUUAAGCCAAAGUAUUUUAGAGAAAAUAUAUAUACUUAAAUUUCAACCUAUAAAAAUUACAGAAAAAUUAGAACAAAAUUGAUAAAAGCGCGAUAAAAAGGAGGUAGAUAUUAAAAAUGGAAAAAUAAGGCUAUAUAGCAAUGGGGAUAAUUGUAUUUCUCUAGCUCUUUUUUUAAAUACUUUAUUUGCAGAGAUUUUUCUUGAUGAAAUUAUUUAAAUAUGAUUAUUUGAUGAGCAAACAAUAUUUUCUUUAAAUAUUUGUGGAAAAUAAAAUUUAGAAUACUCAAAAGUCUUAAAAAAGUCCCAAAACAGCGCACACAAAUUCAUAAACUUAAUAAUUCAAAAUUUUAGUCAUUGAAUAAAAUAUAUAAAUAUAAAUAAAACAUUAUUAAUUCUUUUUUAAGGUUUAAAAAAUAUAUUUUAUCCUUCUUUCAAAUGAACCUAACAUAUGCAGCUUUUUUCCUGACCAUUUACCAAUAUUUUUUAUCCAUUACAUUCAAUACAAGAAUUUGCCAUUUAAAAAAACGUCUAUUAACAACGGCAUGAAUUAUCAGUAGAUAUUGUACAUACACAAGAUUGGCUCAGUCAAAAUUGAAAAAAAAAAUUAUAAUUUGUAAAUAAAGUUAAAAAAAUUUUUUCGUAUAUGGGAAUUUAUUUUACAAAAUGAGACCUAAAUAGUAUCUGGACCUUUCACGGCGAAAUUGUGGCCAUUGAGGUGAAAUGCUGUAAACCAUUAAAAUAAUUUUAUAAAGAACCCUCAAACGCUCAAAGGAGCUAAAAAAAUUAAAAAAUAAUAUUAAGCAAUUAACAACAAUUAAACUUAAACAAUAAUUAUUACGACCCGUCUCCUUCUUUCUAAAUAAAAUUUACAUCAAAAAAUAGAUAUUAACUGCAUUACCGGAUCAUUUCAAAUUAAAUCGAAUAUCCUGUAAACUCCCGCCGCAUGCUGAACAAGUUUGGCUCUUUUCAAAUGAAAGUUUAGUAUAAAAAUGUUGCCUUUAGUUAAAUGUUUGAAUCUAAAUCGUAAUUUCCACCUGCAAUUCCGGCUGCGAUCAAAAUGCAAACAAAAACCUUUAAACGGUUAAAGUUUAUUGGUUUUAAUCGGAAUCAUUUAAUGUCAAAAAUCAGGUCGCAGUCGGCUUUUAAAAACACGGUCGGGUCGAGCUUUGACAUCUAAAUGGAAUCCGUUUCCUGUUUUACCCGCGAGAGUGAACGUUUGAGAGAAUCGGUGCCUAUUAGAAAGGUUACCAACCCUUUCCUUUUUCUAACGCGCUCAGAAAGGUUUAUCGAAAUCGAGUUAUUUAUUUUCCAAACCGCUACCAUACACUAGGCUUGACUUCCACAAAAUAAACUGUACAUUUAAAAAAUGGGAAACUCCGAAUUCUGCUGGGACUGUAUGUAUCUUAUAAAAUUGUAAAUUUGUUUGAUGUAUUAGGAAAUCAUGUGGGAAUUGCUUGCUCGCAGGCGUCGGCGUCUAAAAAACCAAAAUGUUAGGCCUCUUUUUAGUCUACGGCCAUCCGGCGAAUUAUGAUUAGUUCGAAUAUUUUGCCUAACAUUUUAGUAAUUAUCAAAAAGUCUAGUCGAAGUAGCAGCAAGUGACAGCAAUCGAUUCAAUUAGAUUCAUAUUUCUUCACAAGUGGACAAAAUACACAAAGGUAUAAUUGGUUGCAUAUAUUUAAACAAUUUCCACAGCAGAUCUCAUUUUUCCUAAAAGAACAUUUGCGUUGAACUGUGUCUUUGUGAUUGGCUCAAAUUGACAUGAGGGAAUUAGUAAGAAGCCAAUUUUUCUGAAACUGGUAUGGUGACAAUAUAAUGGUUAUUAAAAAUGUAUUUCUAUGUGAAAAUAAAAAAAAAAUCAAAUUUACCUGUAACACAAUUCAAACAUUCUACAGCUUGAGAACGUAAGACCCAUUAUUCGAAAUGAGAUAAGGUAAGAGCUACAAUAACGAGUUUAAAACAAAAAUUUCUUGUAUUGGCUUCUUAUGAAUCUGGCAUUUGUGUAUUUCGUAAAGUAUCUAAUUUCAAUUGAAAUCAUUUCUAUAUUAGAAGGAUGCAUUCCAAGACAAUUUCAAGCAUAUAUAACACUCCAGGCCUGUGAAGCGACAUUUCAUAUCAACGGAGGGCUUUCUGUUUUUUGGCAGAAACGAAAAGUGUCAGAGCGAUUAAAUUACAUAUUUGAUAGCAGGGUCUCGGGCUAUAAAUAGACUAAUGGUAUAUUAUGCAACAGGUGCGAUAAACGGCAUUUGACUCAUGAGUUUAUUUGACACGAGCGGAGCGAGUGUUUAGUAAACGAGUGAGUUAAAAAGUUUACCGAACGUGUUGCAUACUAUAAUUUUUCUACGACCGUUAGUUUUUGGGUACAUUUUCGUAAAACAACACGAAUACAUUCACUGACAUGACCGUCAGAAUUGACAAACGUCAAAAUUGAAAGCGUGGGAAAUAUCUCCGACAACAACAUCCGAUUGCUCCCAAAUCCGUGCGGUAAAAUCCCGGAAAUGUUCGAAGUGACUCAGAUUGAUGGGAAAUGAAACUGACGUCCUAAAGUGACGCUUCCCGCGUAUUUUACAGACGGGAGUAGAAAAAAUUAUUUUAUUUAUAUUUUACUUAUUUGGCAAGUUAUAAGAAUAAAAAAAGUAUUUAACACGCUCGCUAUGACAGUUUCCGUUUAUGCCAAAAAGUGAUACAUCAUAUGUACAUAUAUACAAAAAAAUAUUAAACACUCCCUAUACAUUGAAAACUUAUACUUAAAACAUUUAAUUAUAAACAAGAAAUUUCAGUAAUAUUUUUUCUAAGUGCACUACGUUAUACUCUGAAUAUGCAACCAACUAUAUACUGGAGUAUUUUAUCCACAACAGGCCGGUUUGCUUGCUAUUUCAAAUUGAAUUUUAAUCAAUUUUGAAUACGAUUAAGGAAAAAAGAUUUUUCGAAGUGAUAUUGCUCCCGCCAUAAGUCAACAAUUCACUAUAAAAUAGACGGCAGCGAACAAUUUCCACCAAAUAGAAAACGAUAUAGAAUAGGGAAAACAUAUUAAACCCCAACCUCGUAUUAUGUGUGCGUGCGUUGAAGAACGAUCGUCAUUAUUAUACAUCGAAAUGUAAAUGUAUAAGCAGGAAACUGGUAGAUAAACUUGUGUAUAGCAUUCUAAAUAUAUGCUUUAUGAAAGUGUCAAUAUUUAAACGUAUAUGCAGAGAAACUAUUUACAACGUCAUUGUUUAGGAAUUUUCUAGAAGGGGAUUGCGGAAGGGCAGUCCGCGGGACGCUCCCGCGGAUUCCAUGUUCUAAAUUAAAGAAACCGACCGGUUUAUUUAUAAUACCGAUAAUCAAAAAUUCUAUAAACAAUUGAAUAUUGUUUAUUGUAAAGGCUGUUUUUAGUAUAAUAUACCGUUUAUUUUCAUUGUGAUAUAUGUUGACGAACAAAACGUGUGCGCUUUCGAUGUGUUUGUUAUGAAUUAAUGAUUUUAUCGAUUGUUUAUGUUCGAUAUUGUUUAUAUGGUUAUGAAAAUAAAA